Molecule: messenger RNA, 1500 nt
Organism: Brassica napus (rape)
Lineage: Eukaryota; Viridiplantae; Streptophyta; Magnoliopsida; Brassicales; Brassicaceae
Product: mitogen-activated protein kinase homolog NTF4-like
Exons: 4
Coding region: 179-1057 (292 amino acids)
Biological process (GO): intracellular signal transduction; protein phosphorylation
Cellular component (GO): cytoplasm; nucleus
Molecular function (GO): ATP binding; protein serine/threonine kinase activity
Source: RefSeq, a predicted model, not a curated record
UUAUCUCCACAAAUUAAGAAAUUACUUUUCAAAAUAUAAAAAUUUAUCAAAAACAAUUGGGUCCUCAUGAGUUAAAAAGUUAACAAUCCAUAGUCACACAAUCACAAUAUAUGCUUCAUUCUCUUGGACUAUUAACCAACCAAAACAAAACAAAUACCAGUAAAAAAUUUGAGCAGUCAUGGAACCACCUAACGAUGCUGAGCCGGGGAAAACUGACGCUGGAGCUACUACCGACCUUCAGCCGCAUCCCCCACCUCAGAAUAGUUAUAUGAAUCUCAGCCAUGACGGAAGGUAUAUACAAUACAACCUUUCCGGCACUAUCUUCGAAGUCACGGCAAAGUAUAAGCCACUGUUCAUGCUUCUUGGCAGCGGUGCUUCGGGCAUCGUUUGGUCGGCUAUAAACUCAGAGACCAAUGAGAAGGUAGCAAUAAAGAAAAUCACGCAUGCAUGUAGAAACCAAAGCACUGCAAUGAGAACUCUCCGUGAAAUCACGCUUCUUCGUCAGUUACAGCAUGAAAACAUUGUCGGAAUCAAAGACGUAGUAUUACCUCCUCAGAGAGAUGCUUUUGAAAAUGUUUACAUUGCUUAUGAAUUGAUGGACACUGAACUUCAUAAAGUCAUAAAUUCCAAACCAGAACUAACCGACUAUCAUCACCAGUAUUUCAUGUAUCAGUUACUGCGUGGAUUAAAGUACAUUCAUUCAGCCAAUGUGUUACAUAGAGAUUUAAAACCGAGCAAUAUCCUUUUGAAUGCGAACGGUGAAUUAAAGAUAUGUGAUUUUGGGCAUGCUCGUGUGGCUUCAGACGCAAUGACUGAGUAUGUUGGCACAAGAUGGUACCGUGCACCGGAGCUUCUCUUGAACUCUUCUGCUUAUACCUCAGCUGUAGAUGUUUGGUCUGUUGGCUGUAUAUUCUUGCAGAUGAUGACUCGCACACCCCUCUUCCCUGGAAGUGAUCGUGAAAAUCAGAUUCGUUUGAUUCUGGAGGUAAAUAUUUUUUGUAAGUUAAAACCCUUUUGUUCGAACAUAAUAACCGUUGCACUUUUUUUUUGCAGUUGAUAGGCUCUCCAACAGAAGAUGACAUUGGAUCUUUGAAUGAAAGUGCUAAGCAAUACUUAAGGACGCUUCCUCGUUUUGAUCGCCAAUCUUUCUUUGUAAAGUUCCGAGAGGUGUCUUUCUCAGCUGUUUCGUUGUUGGAGAAGAUGCUCAAGUUUGAUCCUAGAAAGAGAAUCUCAGGUUAGUAUAUAUUUAUGUCUCUCUUUGCAGUUUUAUUUGAAGUCUCAUUGCCAUUUGUUUUGUCCUUUUGGCAGUUGAGGAUGCACUUGCUGAUCCAUAUAUCCAAACGAUGCACAACUACAUUAGCUGUGAACCAGUGUGCACGAAUCUCAUUGACUUCGAUUCUGAGGAACAUCCACUCACAGUGGAGCAGAUUAAGGAGCUGAUCUACGAUGAAGCCCUAGCUUUUAAUCAUGAUUUCCUAGCUUUCAACCCUGAACCAGCAA